AUGCAUCAAAAAAUAUUUAACAUUCCAACAACACCCAUUAGCGUACCAAGGACCACCAAAGGAGUAAAAACACUCCAAAUUCCCCAACAACUAAUAAUAAGUCCUAAUAUACCGAUGGAACCUGUUACGGUAGCUAUCGCUGAGGAGAAAUUUGAACAGGCGCUCAAAGAUAAUGACAUUCAUGCACAAAUUACAUUGCAGGAAGCGUUGAAAUUUAAUGGUGGAGGGCAUAUUAAUCAUUCAUUGUUUUGGACAAAUCUCGCGCCAAUUAAAGAAGGCGGAGGUGAACCUCCUAAAGGGGCACUCCACAACGCUAUCCAAAAAGAUUUUGGAUCUCUCGAAGACUUCAUCAGCAAAUUCAACACAGUUCUGGCUGGGGGUUAUAACAAGGCCAAUAAACGCCUCGAAAUCGUGACACUUCCGAAUCAAGAUCCUCUUAUUA
Acaulospora colombiana is the source of this 442-nucleotide messenger RNA. Lineage: Eukaryota; Fungi; Glomeromycota; Glomeromycetes; Diversisporales; Acaulosporaceae. The record is from the annotation of a GenBank genome assembly.